Molecule: messenger RNA, 1701 nt
Organism: Chelonoidis abingdonii (Abingdon island giant tortoise)
Lineage: Eukaryota; Metazoa; Chordata; Testudines; Testudinidae
Source: RefSeq, a predicted model, not a curated record
AUGUCGAGGCGGUACGCCGGGAGAUCCCUGCCUGGAGGCUCGAGCUUCGCUCCAGGAUCCCCUGCUGCCGGGGGGCUCACGGUCGCCCUCAAACUGCUGCACCGAUUCCUCGGGGUGACGGGCCGUGGAGCUGCCAAGUUGCCCCCUGCAAAGCAGCUGCGUGCUGCACUGAUUCCUCAGAGUGACAGGCCACGGAGCCGCCAGGUCGCCCCAUGCAAAGCAGCCAUGUGCCGCACCGAUUCCUCAUGUUACGUGGCUGCUGAUUCAGUGUUCACCGUGUCGUCCCGGCCCUUUGCUCUUGGCAAGGGCUCCCACUCCCCCAAAUGCCCCUUCCUGCUCUGCCCUGCCCUGCCCAGGCCCUCCAGUGGGCAGGAGGGCGUGGGCUAUAAAGUCGCUGCGUUCGGGGCCGGAACGUUGGCUCCGGGGCUGCGGCACCGCUGGACGCGCCGCGUUCGGGGCGCGCUGCCGGGGGACCCCGCAUCUGGCCGGCGGGAGAACGGACCCACCACCCCAGAGCGGCGGAGGUGCGGGGCCAGUGGCUGCUGCGCUGCUCGCGUUGGUUCCUUCUGCCCUGGACUGCAGGCUCCCGGGGCAGCGCCCAGCAGCGGGCCCGGCUCCCUGGCCAGGGCUCCGGAGCGCGGCCUGAUCCGGAGAGUGCAGGGGACCCCCCCCCAGCUGAGGGACCCGGCCUCGGGCGUGCACCUUGGCGUGGAAGGUGGGAUACUUUGCCAGCUACUCCGCUCUCCAGAUUACAACCUUUUCCCCAAGUCGGCAGUGUUUGAAAGUAAUUUCAUCCAGGUGACAAAGCAGGGGAACUGGGUGGAUAUCCACAACGCCCCCACGCUGGUGACCCUGGGGGUGACAUCCUCGGAGCCCUGCCUGCCCCUCCCCAACGUGCUCCUGAUCGCCAGGCUUGCAGUGCUAGGAGAAAGCCCCCCCAGGAGGGUGGACCAGCUCCAGGAGCCAUCCAUGGCCCUUAGCAGGCUUCUUCCGUUGAGGUAUGUCAGACUGUCGGUGCAGGACAGCAGCCGGCGCCUGCUGCGGGUGCAGGUGGUGACGGGGAAGGUUUAUUACCUGCGGCUGCACCAGGCACACCCUGACGCUGUGUUCAAGCUCUGGAGCCGGCUGGCGGACAUCCUGCAGCGGGGGCUCUCCAUCACCACCAAGGACCCCACCAUCCACGUCCCACACAGCCUGGUGCUCAGUGUGGGCAGCUCCUCCACCAGCUCCCCUGCACAGCUGGUGCCUGAUUCGCAGCCGCCCUCGGGAGCCAGUCGCAGCGUGGUGGCAAGGAUGGGCAAGCGAUUGUCAGGGACACUCUCCCAUCUCUCAGGAGCAGCCCUGGGGAAAACGGAGAAAGACAGCUCAGUCCAGAGAAGGCAUCCUACCCCAGACUUGAUUCAGGACAGAACAUCAAGGAGGCAUGUGACCCUGCUGGAGGCCUCAGGGCCCUACCACACCCCAUCCCAGAAAGAAGCAGUGGAAGUGAGUCCUCCAAGUGGCCUAGAGAGGCCGCGGAAGCUGGCGGUGUGUGGGCGGUGCCGGCGGGACAGGCCGAGCGACACAGGAGAGAAAGCCAGCCUGAGGACAGCCCUGCGGUGGUUAGACACUAAGUGCCACGGACUCUGGGAACGAGACACACCUGCUGGGCUGCUGCCCCUGUCCCGGCUCAGCAGCUUGGUAGCUGCAGGUCGGCACUAG